UUCAUGUUCUGAGAUACUGCGUCUUGGAUUAAAAGAAUAUUGUUUUGCUGUUUCUUCAUUAAUCUACGGAAAUGACAUUGAAAAAACUUAGUAUCGAGAAUUUGGAUGUGGCGGACAAACGCGUAUUGAUAAGAGUUGAUUUCAAUGUUCCUUUAAAGGAUGGCGAAAUAACUAACAAUCAACGUAUUGUUGCUGCUUUGGACACCAUUAAAUAUGCUAUUGAUAAUGGUGCUAAGUCUUUGGUUCUAAUGUCACAUCUUGACAGUCCAGAUGGCUUUCCAACUGCUAAGUAUUCUUUAAAACCAGUGGCUGAGGAACUCGAAAAACUUCUCAACAAGAAUGUUACAUUUUUGCCCGAUUGUGUUGGGGCGGAUGUUGAACAAGCUUGCGCUGAUCCAGCUCCAGGUACUGUUUUUCUUUUGGAGAAUCUCCGGUUCCAUAUUGAAGAAGAGGGAAAAUGUGUGAACGAAGCUGGUGAAAGAGUGAAAGCCGACAAAGGAAAAGUUAAAGAAUUCAGAGAGUCAUUGCGGAAAUUGGGUGACGUAUACGUUAAUGAUGCUUUUGGCACUUCGCAUAAACCUCAUAGUUCUAUGCUUGCUGAAGGAUUUGAAAAGCGGGCUGCGGGAUUUUUGUUAAAUAAAGAGAUGACAUAUUUUGCCAAGGCUUUGGGUAAUCCCGAAAGACCGAUCUUGGCAAUAUUAGGAGGGCCCAAAGUUACCGAUAAGAUUUGGCUCAUUGAACGUUUACUUGGCAAAGUCGAUGAGAUGAUAAUUGGUGGGGGUAUGGCAUAUACUUUCUUGAAACAAGCAAAUGACAUGGAAAUUGGCAAUUCUCUUUACGACGAAACUGGGGCAAAACUUAUUAACAAGUUUUUAAAUAAAGCAUUAUUUCGCAACAUUAAAGUUCACUUACCCGUCGAUUUUGUUACCGCUGAUAAAUUCGCUGAAGAUGCAAAUACUGGUUUAGCAUCUAUUACUGGAGGAGGCGUACCCAAAGGAUGGAUGGGCUUAGAUUGUGGACCGAAAUCUCGGAAAUUGUUUGCCGAGCCAAUUGCUCGUGCUAAAUUUAUUGUAUGGCACGGACCUGUUGGAGCCAUUGAAUUUGAAAAGUUUACAGCCGGUACAAAGUCUGUAAUGGAUGCAGUCGUAAAGGCGACCGCAAAUGGUACUGUAUCUAUUAUUUGUGAUGAUGAUACAGCUACAUGCGCAGCUAAAUGGGGCACUGAAAGCCAAUUAAGUCAUGUCAGUACGGGAGGCGGUGCUGGCCUUGAAUUACUUGAAGGAAAAGUGUUACCAGGUAUUGCAGCAUUGUCCCCCGCAUAAAUAAUUUUCAUACUACAAAAUUAUUGUCUCUAGUCAUAUUACUUAUCUAGAAUCUUUAAUUUAAAUUAUAGU
Molecule: messenger RNA, 1394 nt
Organism: Adelges cooleyi (spruce gall adelgid)
Lineage: Eukaryota; Metazoa; Arthropoda; Insecta; Hemiptera; Adelgidae
Product: probable phosphoglycerate kinase
Exons: 7
Coding region: 72-1322 (416 amino acids)
Biological process (GO): gluconeogenesis; glycolytic process
Cellular component (GO): cytosol
Molecular function (GO): ADP binding; phosphoglycerate kinase activity; ATP binding
Source: RefSeq, a predicted model, not a curated record